Messenger RNA from Pogoniulus pusillus (Red-fronted tinkerbird), 2101 nucleotides. It is a transcript of the gene SEH1L, whose product is annotated as SEH1 like nucleoporin. Gene Ontology annotation, biological process: cellular response to amino acid starvation; positive regulation of TORC1 signaling. The record is from RefSeq and is a predicted model, not a curated record. The transcript is spliced from 9 exons. Gene Ontology annotation, cellular component: Seh1-associated complex; nuclear pore outer ring. Lineage: Eukaryota; Metazoa; Chordata; Aves; Piciformes; Lybiidae. Gene Ontology annotation, molecular function: structural molecule activity; protein binding. The coding region runs from base 58 to 1140 and encodes 360 amino acids.
GCCUGGCUCCGCUGGGGCAGGGGCGCGCAGGCGCCAGGCCCGCGGGCGCCGCGCGCGAUGUUCGUGGCGCGCAGCAUCGCGGCCGAUCACCGCGACCUCAUCCACGAUGUCUCCUUCGACUUCCACGGCCGGCGCAUGGCCACCUGCUCCAGCGACCAGAGCGUCAAGGUAUGGGACAAAAGCGAAAAUGGUGAUUGGCACUGCACUGCCAGCUGGAAGACACAUAGUGGAUCUGUGUGGCGAGUGACGUGGGCCCAUCCUGAGUUUGGCCAGGUCCUGGCUUCCUGCUCUUUUGAUAGAACAGCGGCUGUGUGGGAAGAAAUAGUGGGAGAGUCAAAUGAUAAACUCCGAGGCCAGAGUCACUGGGUGAAGAGGACUACUCUAGUAGACAGUAGGACAUCGGUUACAGAUGUAAAGUUUGCUCCCAAGCAUAUGGGUCUUAUGUUAGCAACAUGUUCAGCAGAUGGAGUUGUAAGGAUUUAUGAAGCUCCAGAUGUGAUGAACCUCAGUCAGUGGUCACUGCAGCAUGAAAUCUCAUGUAAGCUCAGCUGCAGUUGUAUUUCUUGGAAUCCUUCAAGCUCUCGAGCACAUUCUCCAAUGAUAGCCGUAGGAAGUGAUGACAACAGUCCAAAUAUAUUGGCUAAGGUUCAGAUUUAUGAGUAUAAUGAAAAUACCAGGAAAUAUGCGAAAGCAGAAGCUCUGAUGACAGUCACAGAUCCUGUACACGAUAUCGCAUUUGCUCCAAAUCUGGGACGAUCCUUCCACAUCUUAGCUGUAGCAACCAAAGACGUACGAAUUUUCACACUAAAACCUCUAAGGAAAGAAUUGACUUCAUCUGGGGGAUUAACAAAAUUUGAGAUUCACAUUGUGGCACAGUUUGAUAACCACAACUCCCAGGUGUGGCGAGUGAGCUGGAAUAUCACAGGCACUGUGCUUGCCUCCUCCGGUGACGAUGGCUGCGUUAGGCUCUGGAAAGCUAAUUACAUGGACAACUGGAAGUGCACUGGUAUACUGAAAGGUAAUGGGAGCCCAGUGAAUGGUAAUGCUCAGCAGGGAAUCUUUAAUGCCUCUCUAGGUACAGCCAAUACAGGUCUACAGAAUUCACUAAAUGGAUCAUCUGCCAGCAGAAAGCAGAGCUGAUACCAAGCUAACUGGAGUAACUUUGGUGUUUUGCUGCUUGUUGCAUGCACACAGGAAUGGAAAACGAACUCCUUUUUCCCUUCCCCAACGCCGUUUGACCUCUCCCAAGACACCAGCAGCCUGCUAACUACUAAAUGCUGUUCAAAAAGCCUUUUUAAAACACAUUGUGUACCUUUUUUUUUGUACUAGCCUGCACAGUUUGAUACUGUUGGAACUCCUGAUUGAAAAAUACUUGGAGAGGCUUCUUGUUUGGAAAAAAAAACAAUCACAAACAAACCCAACCCCAAAAACUUUCACUCAAACACUUUUUUUGAAGGCUUGUUGAAUUAAAAGACUAGUUCAUGACUAAAACUGAGAUUUUUUUUUUUGUCCUUGAUUGGGAUGGGAGGAGGGAAGUGACCAUUGAAAUAACUUCAAUGCCAGUUGUUUUGAUAAUGAGUUUGGCAUUUGAUAGCGUUCAGCAUUUGGUUGAGGUGCCUGAACAUCACCAGUUUGUAACUGCUUUGUAAUAUAUGAAACUACCAGUUUGGGAGGGAUAUGAAAAGUGUUUUGACAACUGUACAGGUGGUAGCUUUUAGUAGUUGGGUCUUGCUUCGUUUAUACCUUAGUAUGACUUCAAAUAAACAUUUUGUAAGUACUGCCAUACUUUUGUCACCCUGAGAGAAGUACUUUUUUCUAAUACGUGCUCAUACAUCCCUGUGGCAAUUAAUUCCAUGGAGUAACUAAAAUUCUCUAAGAGUAGUAGUCUAAAAUCCACAAACCCUUUAGCUGCACAGAGACUGCAACCACAAUGCAGCUUGUGAAUUGUCCAGCGGUUUUCCUUACUCAUACAGCUGUUCCUUUGUAUAAGUUCACUGAGCUGUAUAAAGAAGGCAGAGACCAUCUGUAGGUAUCUAGCAGACUAAAAUGCACAAGCCUUAGGGGUAAGCUCUAAUAAAGUCGGCAGACAAAUGAUGUGAAA